AUGGUAGUGAGAGACUGGUGUCUGAUACAAAACAGUCUGAAUUGAGCAGAUGUGAUUUGGAACCAGCUGAAAUUAGGGAAGUGCUGUCAGGCAUUUCCCAGCAAAAUUUGACUGAGACUGCCAAGGCAGAAACAAACCCAACAGAAAACUCUUCUGCUGACAUCUACAUGGAGGGAAAAGAAGAAAUGGUAACCUGUGAGGACAACAAGAACAAACCUGCCCAUGAGGAAAAUGGCCUCUCCACAGUCAAGGUUCUUCCAGCACCACUGGUGGUGGGCGAUCCUGGUAGAGAAAUGAAUGCUGGUUCCGAAAUGCAGAAGUCUCUCCUUGUAUUAGGUACAGGUUGCAGCAGAAAUGCACCAAGUGGCCUUGAUACUAUGACCCAAACCUGCUCUCCUUGCACAGAUUCCCUUUCUCUGGAUAUGGAAAUUCUGUGUAACAGUCAGCUACUGGGCAUCUUUGAAUUUCCACCACGCAAGACAUCUUUUCUGGAUAAUCCACAUAGCCCUUCCAAGGAUAAAAGUGAUCAGUGUGCUGUAGGAGAACAAAGUGGAAUCAAAACACCAGUCCCAGCCAUUAAUCUGAUCUAUCCAAAUAGUGACAGGAUUGAGGUGACUGAGGGGAUUUGUGAUCCAUACAAACAAGAAGAUGCAACAGAUGUUGUUUGUGGACUGAUUAAAGAGCUCUCUAAUCUCAACCGACUUAUCAUGAGUACACACAGAGACCUGGAUUCCUUCAAGAGACUGAAGUUCCGGAGAAACAGACAAUCUGGGAAGCUUGUACCUCAUAGCGUGAGCAAUGUGACAAGCACACUUUGUCCAGUCAAAAAGAAGAGAGAGAUUUAGCUAGUGAAUUCUGUUCCUGCUUUGAAAGUUUGCUUUGUUAUGGUUUUCUUUAGCUAUUUCAUUUAGCAGUGGGGUCAUUUAUGCUUAUCUGCAUCAAAAUAGACUGUUAGAUGCAGAAUAAAAUUAAUAAAAUGAAUAUAAUUAGUCAUUUUCACAUCCCACUAACUACCACAGCAAUGUAAAGGACCCUUAUAAAUAAGAACUGGGUCCAAUGUCUUGGUGCACAAUCCAGUAAGUAAAGUUACCUGUAUAUAAGCUGCAAUCAAUAUCCCUUUCACCACCAUCUCUUAACAAACUCUUAACACAACUUUCUGGGUGUGAACUCUUGUCCACAAUUGUGAAGAGUUGCCCUAUGUUCAGGCAUGUAUCUAUAGUUCUUCCUCCAUUAGGCCAAAAUAUAUCUUAUGGAAUGCAAAAAUAAAAAUAAACCCUUAAACUUAAAAGCCA
This is a messenger RNA of Podarcis raffonei (Aeolian wall lizard), 1292 nucleotides long. It is a transcript of the gene BRME1, whose product is annotated as break repair meiotic recombinase recruitment factor 1. The record is from RefSeq and is a predicted model, not a curated record. NCBI's taxonomy places the organism in Eukaryota, Metazoa, Chordata, Lepidosauria, Squamata, Lacertidae. The transcript is spliced from 4 exons. Bases 168 to 845 code for a protein of 225 amino acids. Gene Ontology annotation, biological process: double-strand break repair involved in meiotic recombination.